Messenger RNA from Gossypium raimondii (Peruvian cotton), 1235 nucleotides. Its product is annotated as zinc transporter 2. Gene Ontology annotation, cellular component: membrane. Gene Ontology annotation, molecular function: zinc ion transmembrane transporter activity. The record is from RefSeq and is a predicted model, not a curated record. Lineage: Eukaryota; Viridiplantae; Streptophyta; Magnoliopsida; Malvales; Malvaceae. The transcript has 2 exons. Gene Ontology annotation, biological process: zinc ion transmembrane transport. The coding region runs from base 2 to 1087 and encodes 361 amino acids.
CAUGGUUUAUAUAUAUAAUUUUCUCUUCUCCGGUUUAGAAGGGAUAGAUAUAUUCAUUAACUCUAUAUCCAUGGCUAUAAUUUCCACCACUGCAAAAUUUAUGUCAACAUCCUUGUUUAUUAUUCUUCUUCUCUUGCAGUUCUCCAUAACGAAAGGUCAUGGUGGAGACGAUCACGACGAGAACAACGGUGACCAUACAAACUUGCAUGACAAAGGCUUAAUCUUGGUGAAAACAUGGUGUUUGAUCAUUCUUUUAGUAACCACUUUUGCAGGUGGAGUCUCCCCUUAUUUCUUUCGAUGGGACGAAAGUUUUCUCCUCUUAGGCACACAGUUUGCCGGUGGGGUUUUUCUGGCCACCUCUUUGAUCCAUUUCUUGAGCGAUUCUAAUGAAACUUUCGGUGAUCUCACAACCAAAACCUACCCUUUCGCCUUCAUGUUGGCAUCGGUGGGGUAUCUUCUCACCAUGCUUGGUGAUUGCAUAAUCGUUAGUGUUACAUCGAGUAGUAAAAGAGAAGUUAGAGUGCAAGUGCAAGUGGAAGAAGGUAGGACAGCUGAUGACGAGCAUUCCAAAGAUGUGGGAAUGGAUUCGAAUAAUCCAGUUUUCUUUAAGACAACGUCUUUUGGGGAUACGUUACUCCUUAUUCUCGCCUUGUGUUUUCACUCAAUUUUCGAGGGCAUUGCCAUUGGUGUUGCAGGUACUAAGGGAGAUGCAUGGAGGAAUCUUUGGACAAUUUCACUGCACAAGAUUUUUGCAGCCAUUGCUAUGGGGAUUGCACUGCUGAGGAUGAUACCAAAGCGGCCGUUUUUGUUAACCUGUGGUUACUCUUUCGCCUUUGCAGUUUCUAGUCCCAUAGGUGUAGGGAUUGGCAUCGCCAUUGAUGCCACAACGCAAGGUCAUGUUGCUGACUGGAUUUACGCAAUCUCAAUGGGACUUGCUUGUGGGGUUUUCAUUUAUGUUGCCAUCAAUCAUCUCAUCGCCAAGGGCUUUAAACCACAAGCUAAAUGUUACUUUGACACUCCUUCCUUCAAGUUUCUUGCUGUGCUUCUUGGAGUUGCUGUUAUAGCAGUUGUUAUGAUCUGGGACUGAUAAUUGUAGCCCUGUUGGUCUAAAAUUUGUUGCUUUUUAAUCAAUUGCUACCUAUGUAAUUCCAAGAAUUAUCUAUAUUGGAGUCUAUUAUGUACUUUGUCAUAUCAAUAAUUGAAAUAUAUACAUACAAGGUUGUUCAUCAACAAAA